GUAUGGAAUCUAACUUUAAAAUUGAGUGCUUCAGACAUAAAAUAUUGGGAAAUAAGUAAUGCAUAUUGGAAGUUACUAAUGAUAAAAUAAUAAUUACAAACAUUACAGACUCACCAAAUAAGAGAAAUGAAUUGGACAUUAAUUAUAAUUUAUUUGUUGAUUUUAAAGUCAAGAAAAAAUAGCUACAAGCUAUUGGUUUGACAACAAAUAAACACCAUUGGUAUUAUGCGGAUCAUGACAAUUUGAUCAAUUUAAAGUAAAUUUUAGGAGCAAGAGUAGUGUUUAAAGGUGUAAAUACUUUAUAUAAUCCAUUAUAAUAAAUUGGCUAAGGAACCUUCUCCAAUGUUUACUUAUUACAAUCCAAAAUAAAUAGUCUUGAAUAUUAUGCUUGUAAAUGUUUAGACAAAGCUUAAGUGAAUGAAUAAAUUGGUAGAGUAAUAUAUUUAGUAAUAUUGUUAGUAAGGAUUGUUUGAAGAAAUCUAAGCGAUGGUUGCUUUGAAGCAUCCAAAUAUAGCAGAGCUUCUAGAAGUUUAUGAGGGUGAUGUAUCUUAUUAUAUGGUAAUGCAAUAUUAUGAUCUUGAAUUUACUGACAUUCUAAAAGAACUAAACAUUCAAGACAUACACAUAAUAUUUAAAUAAUUAGUAACAGCAGUAAAUUUAAUGCAUGAAAAAGGAUACAUGCAUAGAGAUUUAAAACCAGAAAAUAUUAUGUUUAGUGAUAGUAUUUACUAAUUGAAACUCAUUGAUUUUGGAUUGACAACUAAAAGUUCAGGAAGAUCAAAAUGUGGUACACCUGGUUAUGUUGCACCUGAAAUUUUAAAUCUUGAUACAAAGAUUAAUGAAUAUAAUGAAAAAUGUGACAUAUUUUCAUUAGGAGUUAUAUUCUAUAAGAUGUAUAAUUAAUUAUUAUUAUUAGGCUGACUUAGAAUGACCUAUUUUAAGGAGCAAAUCAUGAAGAGAUUUUAGAAAAUAAUGCUCGAUGCAAUACAAAUUUUGAACUUUUAAAUGGAAAUCAANUAUAAAUAAUUAUUCUUAAAUUUAAUUGAA
Molecule: messenger RNA, 1047 nt
Organism: Paramecium pentaurelia
Lineage: Eukaryota; Ciliophora; Oligohymenophorea; Peniculida; Parameciidae
Source: the annotation of a GenBank genome assembly